Danio rerio (zebrafish) is the source of this 774-nucleotide messenger RNA. The record is from RefSeq and is a predicted model, not a curated record. NCBI's taxonomy places the organism in Eukaryota, Metazoa, Chordata, Actinopteri, Cypriniformes, Danionidae.
GACUGGCAGCCUUUUCAUUCUUGACCCUCUAAGGGGUGUAAAUGAACUGAAAGCCGCCCAAGAUGCAUGCCAUAAGUUUGGAGCUUAUUUCCACACGAGAAGACAAAACUAUGGAAGGCAAGACUUGGUGCACAUAAAAUGGAAACCGAGCACAAUUGAGCAUUCAUUUCAGGAAGAUGAUUCCAGCUGUGGUGUCUUUAUAAUGCUGAUGGCCAAACAGGUGGUGGAACAGUUCCCAAAAAUCCCUGAAAACAUUGACAUCACACCCAGCAAGGAAAUGAUGUGCGAGUACAGAAAGAAUUUGGCUGAAGUAAUAUUGCUGGCAUCAGUGUCAACGGCGGAGUGCUGCUCUGUGUGCGGAAAACACAAUGACCAAAGUCAAGAUGAAUGCAUCUGGAUCCAAUGCAAAGUAUGCCAGAGAUGGUUUCAUCUUUACUGCCUCAGGAUGAUUCUGCCACCAGAAGAACAACCAUGGAUUUGUGAAUUGUGUUUGUAAGCUAUUCAAUCUCUAUUGACUAUUUGGUGUAAUAUGCGAAUAGUUACUCGUUUUGCUGCACUUACUGCAACAGAUUGAACGUUUGGAAUUAAAAGUUGAAACAAAGUUAAAAUGAUUAACUUACAUGCUGUCAUGUAUAUUGGAAACUUUAGAUAGAAGUUAUCUGUUAUGAUACUUGUUAUAGAUUUGACUAUUUUUGUUAGUCUAGAACCUUAAUGCUUUGCAUAGAAUCACUCGAGUUCACGCUAUUUUCAAAGCCUUAUUUGCAACUACAAAUC